This is a messenger RNA of Durio zibethinus, 1832 nucleotides long. RefSeq names its product protein CUP-SHAPED COTYLEDON 2-like. Gene Ontology annotation, molecular function: DNA binding. The record is from RefSeq and is a predicted model, not a curated record. Gene Ontology annotation, biological process: regulation of DNA-templated transcription. Lineage: Eukaryota; Viridiplantae; Streptophyta; Magnoliopsida; Malvales; Malvaceae.
UUCUUUACUGACAGAGAAAACCUGCACACUUUGUCACGCACGCACGCAUACUCAGAACAGAACCCACUCCCCUCAGUCACAUACAUCACUCUCCUUCUCUCCCUCUCUUCGCCUUUUCCCUCGGCAAAAUCCAGAGCUCUGGGUAGAGAGAAAGGAAAAGAAAGAGAAAGGUAUCGGAAGAGGACAGCGAACAGAAAAAAAAGAAAAAGAGCAGAUUUUCCGGCUCCAGAUCAUACCUUCCCCAAACCCAUCUCUCCAUUCCUCAUCAAACUCAAACCCUUUUUAUCUUUCACCUUCUGUUAUUUUUUCAACACUCUCUUCACUUCAUGAUGCUCAACUUUGGUUUUGAAGUUUAGGGUUUUUAGUAGUUCAGUUCAAGCUUUAUUUGCUCUCAAACUAUUUCUGUUAUUUUAUCAACAUGGACAGUUACCAUCAUUUUGACAACGGUGAUACUCAUUUGCCUCCCGGCUUUCGUUUCCAUCCAACUGAUGAAGAGCUCAUUACUUACUAUUUGUUGAAGAAAGUUCUUGAUAGUAGCUUUACUGGUAGAGCAAUAGCUGAAGUUGACCUAAACAAGUGUGAGCCUUGGGAACUUCCUGAGAAGGCUAAGAUGGGAGAGAAAGAGUGGUAUUUUUUUAGUUUAAGAGAUAGGAAGUACCCAACUGGAUUGAGAACUAACCGAGCCACUGAAGCUGGUUAUUGGAAAGCUACUGGGAAAGAUAAGGAGAUUUACAGCACAAAGACUUGCGCACUUGUUGGAAUGAAGAAAACUCUUGUGUUUUAUAGAGGAAGAGCUCAUAAAGGAGAAAAGAGCAACUGGGUCAUGCAUGAAUAUCGCCUCGAAGGCAAAUUUGCUUACCAUUAUCUCUCAAGAAGCUCCAAGGAUGAAUGGGUCAUAUCCAGGGUCUUUCACAAGAGUGGCUCCGGCAAUGGUGCAACCAGCAGCACUGGCGGAGGAGCCAAGAAGAACCGAAUGAGCUCCUCCAUCGCACUGUACCAAGAGCUAAGUUCUCCUUCCUCAGUCUCCCUUCCACCUCUCCUGGAUCCCACCACAACUGCUACUGUCACUUCAGCGACAUCCCUCACUAACCGUGACAGCUGCUCUUAUGACAGCGAUAUCCAAUCUGAGCACGUGUCCUGUUUCUCCACCAUUGCUGCUGCAGCUGCCUCUGCUACUGCCACCGCCACCACAACCACCCCUCCCGCCUUCGACCCUGGGUUCAACCACGCAUUGCCGCCUCCACCCCAAAUUAUCAACAACACUUUUGAUUCUUUCACAAGAUAUCCAAGAAAUGUCGGUGUUUCAGAAUUUCCGAGCUUGAGUUCUCUUCAGGAUAAUUUGCAGCUGCCCUUCUUUUUCUCCCGGCCAACAUUGGCGGCACUACCACUUCACGAUGGUUCAUCCGUGAACUGGGGCUCAGUAUCCGAGGAAGGUAACAAUGUUUCUGGUCCUGGUGGCAAGAUAUCCAUGGGUCCUACUGAGCUUGAUUCCAUGUGGACGUCGUACUAAUUAUGUUGUGUGUUUGAACUUUGUCAUUACCAUAUUUAAUUAGGAGUAGGCUUGGAAAAGGACUGAUAAUUAACGUCAGCUUAGAUUUCAAUUUCAUGUUUGUAAUUUUAGUAUUUGCUGCUUAGAUUAAAUGAAAGUGACUUAUCCACAGCUGAUAAGCAUGUUUCAAACGUGCUGUGAUCACAACAGUCAAUUCAUCCUUUUGAUGUUUUUCUUCAUUCAUUAAAAGUUACUCCCAAAGGAAUGUGAAACACGGGCAUUAAAUGGGCAAGUUGAAUUUGGUGUGGGUGUGUGAAACACAGGGUUCACCCAUCUUUCUCCA